Telopea speciosissima is the source of this 868-nucleotide messenger RNA. RefSeq names its product oxygen-evolving enhancer protein 2-1, chloroplastic. The record is from RefSeq and is a predicted model, not a curated record. Gene Ontology annotation, biological process: photosynthesis. Gene Ontology annotation, molecular function: calcium ion binding. Gene Ontology annotation, cellular component: photosystem II; photosystem II oxygen evolving complex; extrinsic component of membrane. Lineage: Eukaryota; Viridiplantae; Streptophyta; Magnoliopsida; Proteales; Proteaceae. Bases 38 to 829 code for a protein of 263 amino acids. The transcript is spliced from 4 exons.
AAGAAAGAGAGAGAGAGAGAGAAGGUGAAUCAAAGCAAUGGCGUCCGCUUCAUGUUUCCUUCACCACCAUGCACUCACCACUCCCACUGCCGCUAGAUCCUCAUCACAGCGCCAUGUGUCAAUAAUCAAACCUACCCAGCUGGUCUGUAGGGCCCAAAACCAGCCAAUCCAGGAUGAAGAAAACAAUGCCGCCGUCUCCCGCCGGUUGGCUCUCACAGUCCUCAUCGGUGCUGCAGCCGUCGGUACUAAGGUUUCGCCGGCCGAUGCCGCCUACGGAGAAGCCGCCAAUGUGUUUGGUAAACCGAAGACAAACACCGAUUUCUUGCCAUACAAUGGAAAUGGAUUUAAGAUUCUGAUUCCAGCGAAAUGGAACCCUAGCAAGGAGGUUGAAUACCCAGGUCAGGUUCUCAGAUACGAAGAUAACUUCGAUACCAUCAGCAAUCUUUCUGUCAUGGUCCAACCAACCGAUAAGAAGUCCAUCACAGACUUUGGUUCACCGGAGGAAUUUCUCUCUAAGGUGGACUAUUUGCUGGGUAAACAAGCUUACUUCGGCAAAACUGUUUCCGAGGGUGGCUUUGACCCUGAUGCUGUUGCCACCGCAAACAUACUGGAGAGUUCGAGUUCGGUGAUCAAUGGUAAACCAUAUUACUUCCUGACCGUUUUGACAAGGACGGCGGACGGAGAUGAAGGUGGCAAACACCAGGUAAUUACGGCUACAGUGUCGGAUGGGAAGCUCUACAUAUGCAAGGUGCAAGCCGGAGACAAGAGAUGGUUCAAGGGAGCAAGGAAAUUAGUUGAGAGUGCUGCAAGUUCUUUCAAUGUUGCUUAGAGAUAAAAUGCGAGUAUGUGUUGUAUUAUUUGUAAAUGA